Triticum dicoccoides is the source of this 926-nucleotide messenger RNA. RefSeq lists its product as uncharacterized. The transcript is spliced from 2 exons. NCBI's taxonomy places the organism in Eukaryota, Viridiplantae, Streptophyta, Magnoliopsida, Poales, Poaceae. The coding region runs from base 64 to 462 and encodes 132 amino acids. Gene Ontology annotation, biological process: NADH dehydrogenase complex (plastoquinone) assembly. The record is from RefSeq and is a predicted model, not a curated record.
AGUGCAUAGAGGCGUUUCUCCAAGCACAAGGCAUCUUAUCUUCAUCCCGUUCAGCAGGGCAGGAUGCUACGGCCAGCGGCUGCCGCCGUUUAUCCGUCAUCCUACCACGCCCCACCGCCGCGAUUCCCAGCAUUUCCGUCCGGACGACGCUCGGCCGCCAUAGCCGUCCGGUGCGUGAACCGCGACGCGCCCGAUACCUCGAAGGCGAAGCUGAAGGUCGGCUCGCCGAUCGUCAUCACCGAGGAACCGCCCAUGCUCAAGACCGCCGCGUCGGUGCCGUCGCUCCGGCAGAACGCCGGCCGCGUCAAGCCCGGCGACGUCGGGAGGAUAAUGGCGCGGAAGCCGAAGGACGUCUGGGCCGUGCGGCUCGCCGUCGGCACGUACCUGCUGGACGGGAAGCACUUCAAGCCCCUGGAGGUCGUCGAGGACGAAGGCGGCGACGAUCAACCCCAGGAUGAAUGAGCAUCAGAUCCAGCAACAAUCAGCAAAACAUUCUUACAUGUUAGUAUGGUGCACAAACUGCAAUGAAUGGAUUCAGGAACCAGGAUGCCCAUUUCGGUUUUCCCGAUAAAAUAGUUGGAGCACGCCAAACACAAACGAAUAGGGGCUUUGCCUGGUUGAACAUAGGUACAGCCUAGAAGAGUGUGAAUCGGUCACAGAACUAUACAGAUUGCAGACACAGAAAAAUAGUAUCGUUAGGCCGUGGAGAUCUUGGGUGUCUGGUCGUGCUCAAGAGUUACUUCUUCCAUGGCUGUUUAAUCCCGAUCACGGUGCAAACCGAUAUCAGCAGAAGGAUCCGGAGAAUGAUGAUGGCGUAGCACAUCCAUUGUCAGGUCGAUCUUGGGUGGGUGCCUUCUGGAGAGCAUCCACACCUUGCUGUAUGUGGUCGGCAGCAUGUGAAACCUUGGAAAAACAUGGUGCGAACA